Molecule: messenger RNA, 1314 nt
Organism: Anopheles nili
Lineage: Eukaryota; Metazoa; Arthropoda; Insecta; Diptera; Culicidae
Product: methyltransferase-like protein 17, mitochondrial
Exons: 3
Coding region: 1-1314 (437 amino acids)
Biological process (GO): translation
Cellular component (GO): mitochondrial small ribosomal subunit
Molecular function (GO): structural constituent of ribosome; methyltransferase activity
Source: RefSeq, a predicted model, not a curated record
AUGGCACAGUGUGAUAGGAUGUUUGGCAACAAAUUUGCGCGUUUAUGUUUGACCGCCUUCGGACAUCGGAGCUACACCACCAACGUAAAGUGUGAACUCGAUACAGUCACGGAGCAUGAGAUUACACAAAACGGGUUAAAACCUCGUAAGCACCGAGGCCGCAUCAAGUGCAACAAUACGGCCAUCCCGCCGGAGAUACACGAGGCGAUGCUGAAAUGUUCCAAGGACUUCCCGCUCAAAAGUUUAAUCACCGAUGGUCAGCGGCUAAACAACUGCGUGCGAUCGCGCAAAUGGUAUCCGCAACCAACAGUAGCUGGACCUCGUGGCGAGGGUGGAUCUGACGAAAGAAUACCUCCCACUGCUCGUCGACAACCUUCUUCCGUCUUCGAUAUGCACGACGAGUACAGUUGCCUCACACAACUGAUUGGCCGCUCGGAUGCCGAGUACGCCGUGUUGAUGCGCAUCCUUACCGAAAUCAGCCAGCGCGAUCCGGAUCUGCGGCCUCGCAGUUUCCUCGACUUUGGGGCCGGAGUCGGCACCGGAACGUGGGCUGCGGUGCAAUUUUGGCGCGAACAUUUGUUCGAGAUCUUGUCGGUGGACAAAUCGCGCCACAUGAACGAUUUGGCCGAGCUCGUCCUGCGGCAGGGUGACCCUAACAAGGCGACCACGGUGCGUAACGUGUUCUACCGGCAGUUUCUGCCUGCCAAUCCCGAUCGUAAGUUCGAUGUCGUGCUGAGUGCGUUUUCACUAUUCGAUCAACCGUCCCGGAAGCGAUUGUACGAGGUGAUUGAUCAGCUGUACAGCACGUUCGACAAAUACCUCGUGUUGGUGGAACAGGGCUCAAAUGCGGGCUUUCAGCUAUUGGACGGUAUCCGAAAUCACAUCCGCCGGAACCAUGACACAUCGGAAUCACACCUCUUCGCUCCGUGCCCCCACAGUCUGGCAUGUCCACGGAUAGUAAAAGAUGACGGGACACCCUGCAACUUCGAGGCCACUUACACGCGAAACUUCCCCGUCAGUGAUGGGCAACCGUACGGAUCUAUCCAUUACUCGUAUCUCGUGUACCGGAAGAACCCCACCGAUAGCAUGCAGGGCUAUCCGCGUCUCGUUCGUCCGACUGCCGUACGGUCGAAGCACUGCGUGUGCCACGUGUGCUCUGCGGAUGGCAAACUACGGGAUGUCACCUUUACCACCUCCAAACAUGGCCAGAUCGUGCACCGUUGCGCAAAAGCGAGCCGAUGGGGAGACCUCUUGCCCAUGCACAUCCGAUGGCAGGACACCAAAAAGGAAGAACAACCGAUCGAAGACGUCUAA